AUGAGGCUUUCUCUUCCUUUCAUAUUACCGGUCUUAGGGUUCUUAUCUCUACCAGCCCAUUCAAGCAGUUUAUUCCCGUUCGAGAAAAUACAAUUGACUCGAGAACACAUAGAGAGCCUACCGGACGACCAAGCUAAACUCUUCGCCUUUGGAGGUCAAUUUGACGAGAACUCAGCACAAGCACAGGAAACAGCGAACGCAGCAGCUCGAUGUCGUUACACGCCAUCCGACGGGAAAUGGCCCUCCACUAAGGCAUGGCAAAAUCUCGCCAAGCAAUUGAGUGCAGAGAAUGUCCUCCUCAAGCCCACUCCUCAGUCCGUGGUGUGCUAUCCGGGAACAGCGGAGAACAAAGCCAAGUGCCAGGAUGUGACGAAGAACUGGAGCAAUUCACAUGUCCAGACGAACGACCCGAUUGAAGUCCUGUCGCCCGUUUUCCAAGGCCUGACAUGUACACCUCCUACUAUAUUCAAUAGUGGAAACUGUACGCAGGGAGGAUACCCGACCUAUGUCAUUAACACAAAGACCGUAUUGGAUAUUCAGCUCGGCAUCAAUUUCGCUCGCAAUAAUGGACUGCGACUUGUUGUUAAGAACACUGGGCACGACUUCACGGGAAAAUCUGCUGGUGCCGGAGCGCUGAGCUUGUGGACGCAUGGCCUGAGAGAUUUGGAGUUUAUCAAGAAUUAUGUUGACGGAAGCGGAUAUAAAGGCCCGGCGAUUAAGGCGGGUGCAGGCGUCCAGGCAUUUGAACUCUACAAGUUCGCCAAUGAAAAAGGAGUGGUGGCUGUAGGCGGCGAAGGCCAGACAGUAGGGAUCAUGGGUGGUUACAUCCAAGGAGGCGGUCACUCUCCCCUCAGCUCUUUAUUCGGCAUGGCAGCCGACCAGGUACUCAGCCUCGAAGUUGUUACUCCCACCGGCGACUUCGUCACUGCAAACGCAACCAGCGAACCUGACCUCUUCUGGGCCCUCCGAGGCGGCGGCGGAGGUACCUUCGGAGUCGUCACAUCCGUCACUAUCAAAGCCUUCAAAGACAUGCCCGUAACCGCCGCCUCCUGGAGUCUCUCCAGCACCACUCUCGGCAAAGACAAGUUCUGGGCAGCCGUCAAGGCCUACAUGGAUCUCAUUCUCUCUCACGUCGACGCCGGCACUUAUAGCUACUAUACCCUUUCCCCCGUCGGCAAAGACUUCUCCUUCGCAAUGCAACCCUUCUUCGCCCCCAACCAAACAGCACAACAGGUGAACUCCCUACUCCGCCCCUUUUUCUCCACCCUCACAGCCCUAAAUAUCCCCUUCUCCCCCAAAAUCACAGAAUACAAAUCCUUCUAUCCCGCAUGGCAAGCCGAAUUCCCCCUGGAGCCCCAGGGUGCUGUCUCGGGCGCCCCGGGAUCGCGUCUCUUCCCGCGCUCCAACUUCGCCUCCGAAACCGGACGGAACAUCACCUUCAAUGCGAUCAAGCAGAUGGUGGAAACGGGACAUUCAAUUCUUGGCUUCCACAUGGCGCCCACGCUUGCCCGAGGCGGGAAUGUCGACAACGCCGUUAAUCCCGCCUGGCGCAACGCAGUCAUGCACGCAAUCGCCUUACUCAACUGGCCAGUCCCGUCGUCGCCUUCGUCCAUCUUAUCGUCGUGGAAUGCCUUCUCCAAGCAGACGCUGCAGAAGUGGAGAGAUAUUACACCCGGCUCGGGCGCGUAUUUGAACGAAGCGGAUCGGUUGGAGCCGAAUUGGCAGCAGAGUUUUUGGGGGAGCAAGUAUGCGAGGUUGUUGGAGAUUAAGCAGGCGGUUGAUGUGAAAGAUGUGUUUUGGGCGGCUAACGCGGUGGGGAGUGAGGGGUGGGUAGUGGAGACUGUAGAUGGGCUGCCUGGGGAGAAUGGGAAGUUGUGUCGGGUUAAUGGGACGGUGACUGCGGUGGGAGAGGUAUAG
This is a messenger RNA of Westerdykella ornata, 1917 nucleotides long. Its product is annotated as FAD-binding domain-containing protein. The record is from RefSeq and is a predicted model, not a curated record. The transcript has 2 exons. The coding region runs from base 1 to 1917 and encodes 638 amino acids. NCBI's taxonomy places the organism in Eukaryota, Fungi, Ascomycota, Dothideomycetes, Pleosporales, Sporormiaceae. Gene Ontology annotation, molecular function: oxidoreductase activity; FAD binding.